CCAGCGCUCCGGCUCACUCCCUCAGUCACUCUCUCCCAGUGGCCGCGCUCCCACAGCUUGGAUACAGAACACGGUCCUGUAGCAGUGCAGAGAGAGAGAGAGAGAGAGAGAGAGAGAGAGAGAGAGAGAGAGAGUUUCUUUCCUUUAUUCUAAUCUUCUCUUUAACACAUUUUUUUUCACCCUUUUUUGGGAUUCUUCUGAUCCCCUCUGACGGACUCCACCGCCCCCUCACCCUCGCCCCCCCCCCCCCCCCCCCUGGUCUGAGCGGCUGAUCUGAUCUGAGUUCAGACUCCGGAGCCCGGAGACGGGGGGUCCUCCUUUUGGAGUGGAGACACCGCGGGGUCAGGACCGGGAAGCACGCGGCAACAGGGGGCUAAUUGACCACCGAACAGGAGAGAGGAGAGUCCCCCAUCAUCUGGUCUUGCCUUGGAUUAAAGCGACUUUGGUGGAGAGACACCGAGUGGCAGCCAUGUGAGAGAGGAGCAGCGGGCGAGCAGACCAAUGGCCACGUCCGACUAAGAGCAGAGCGGCGUCCCCCUCCCCCCCCUGCCCUCGCCCUCCCUCGCCCUCCCCCCCACUCCCUCCCUCCCUCCCCUGAAUGAGGUUGAGAAGAUGACUCUCACCAGCAGACAGUCCUUCAAUGUCCUGACGGUGGUGUUCCUCCUGCUGUCCAGCGCAGCUCUCUCGGCCCACUACCGCGUGUGCGAACCCUACUCCGACCUCAAGGGGCGCUACCACUUUGGCUUCCACUGUCCGCGCCUCUCGGACAACAAGACGUACAUGUUCUGCUGCCACCACAACAACACCGCCUUCAAGUACUGCUGCAACGAGACCGAGUUCCAGACCGUCAUGCAGAUCAACCUCACCUCCACCACUGACGGCUACGCGCACAAUAACUACACUGCCCUGGUGGGCGUGUGGAUCUACGGCUUCUUCGUCAUGGUGCUGCUGGCCCUGGACUUCCUGUACUACUCGGCCAUCAACUACGAGCUGUGCCGGGUGUACCUGGAGAAGUGGGGCCUGGGGGGCCGCUGGCUGAAGAAGGCCCGCAGCCAGUGGCACCAGUCCAUGCCGGCGGAGAGCGAGGCCCAGGCCGUGCCCAUGAUGCCGGCCCACUACCAGCCCCAGCAGAGCCUGAGGGGGGAGAGCCGCAGCCCCACGCUGCUGCCCUACAACACCUCCACCGCCUGAUCGAUGCUCUGUUGGCUGCAGAGGACCUCUCCCGAUCCCCACAGACACCUCCACCAUCACGUCACCCAAGCUGGGAGGACGUUGGAGGAGGAUACCGGAGCAGCCAACAGGGACUACUCCCAACCCCCCACCACCACCACCACCCUCUGCCCCCUGCCAACCCCAUCACCCUGACCCUCAUUCUGGCGUCGCUAACGGGCACAACAACCUGCCAAUGGACCUUUUGAAGAAGGAAAAGCCGGCUCGGGCCCGUCACACUGAGUCGGCACAGCAACGGACUGCUGAGGGGGAAUGUGAGGAGAAGGGAGGAUCUUACUGCUGCUAUCAGGCCACUGCAGCAAAAAAGAGGAAGAAGAAAAAACAACAAGGAGCACCAGACACAUUCAGCUGCUCGUAGCCAUUUUAGCUGAUCCCCCCUCCCUCCGACACGAAAUGACACAACAGUUUGCUGUGUUCCACUCGUGCCCAGCACGCCACUGGACGAACUGUAGUUUGUGCAAAAGUGGCGAAAGUCGGCUCAGUCGGCUUUAAACAAAAAAAAAGAAAACGAAUAUAUAUAUAUAUAUAUCUUUCUUAGAUAUAUGGUGUCUCUUACACUGCUGUGUCAGUUUGUGUUGAGUAGCAAUUAGACACAGUUGUGUGCUAUCUAGUUGGUGGUUUAUUUAUGUACGAGUGCGAGUGGUUGGCGUUCUUUAAACUGAUUUUACCCCAGGUUGAUGCAGAGCAUAACCCCCUUAGUUUUAUAACUUGGUUCAAACAACAAAACAACAAAACGACAAAAAAACAGCACAGACCGAGAGAGAAACGGAUUAAUCUAUAAUGUGAUCCAGUGGACAGGGAACAGCGCCAUACAGCAGAGUCGCUGUAUCAGAAUGUUUUACGCAAGAUAAACUCCCUCAGUAGCAUGGUAAGGUUGCAAUAAGGGCUGGUGAAGACCAUAGAUAUACGUUUCCUCCUCCACAGUUACACGAAAGAUCAGGGACACCACCUCAACCAGGCGCCCAUGCUAACCUUCAGCUAAUUUGGGCUACAAGUCCAUUAUUUAUUUAGUGUAGAGAAGGUGUGUUUUGAUGGGUGGUACUUGUGGUGAUACAACACUCUGUUACCCCCCCCCCCCCCCCCCCCCCCCCCCCCCCCCUCCCAGCUGUACAACGGUUCGAAGAGCAAUACAACAUGCAUCAAUAUUGAUUUGGAUCAUUCAUAAAGAAACACCAUAUUUCCCACAAUAGUUACAAGACAACUGUCAGACACUUACGCCAUAAUAAGCAAAUAAACCAAUGGAAAAUAACAGUCUCCAACAUCAGCAAUAAUGUACAGUUGUGUAUUCAGACCAGAACCGAGUGGGUGCAAGGAAAGGGAAAGAAAGAUUGGCAGGUCAAAUUAGCACACCUCCCUCACGGCGUAAAGCCACCGGGGUUUUCACAUAGGAGCCUUUGCUCAGGUCACAACCUCAUUGCGAUUCCAUAGUUAUCUAUUAGCAUAAUGCAUCCAUAUUCAGUGUACAAACAGUGCAAUGGGGAACGCAAGCGAAAACAAUCCUUAUGUAAGCCAACACGCCACAGCGAACUCGCUAUCAGGUGCUACUCGUAGCACCUGAUAGAAGCAACACAAAACCAUUUUCUCUGAGCUGAUUUGAAUUUGAUGGUAAUGGGUUUUUGGCGAGUGUGUAUAUAGUGGAGAAGGUGGAGGGAGCAGUUGAUGGGUUGAUUGGGUAGGGGGUUGGGGGUACCAGGUGUUUAGGUGCGGAGGUCCCAAUACAGUAAGGCGUGGGGGAAGGAUGUCUCAUCCCACCAGGGAAGCCUGCACUGGGACGCCAGCCAAGUUAUGAACACGUGCAUAGAACUCCUGGCACGUGCGCACAUGGGGGAGUCCCCAGAGCAAAGAGAAACAGGGAAGGGUGACGAGUUACCAGGGACACGCACCAUUAUAAGUUCUGCUACUGAGCGUACCUUAACAAUGGAUGCACUUUGGCCGAUUGCAUCUUUGUUUUGUUCUAAAGUGCCGAAAAGGUCCGUCCAACAAAACUCUGGUCAAACGCUGCAGAUGGGCCUCAGUUAUCAGCAAUAAUAUUCAAAUUUGCCGAGCUGUUGGAGCAAGCCAAUUUCAAUUUCAACGGUUAAAUUUUAAUUGCGUGCUCCCCUCAUUAGGCUAGUGCCGUCACGUUCUCCACAUUAAAUAGAAGGUGCCCCAAGUGAAAUAAUUGGUGAAGAGAGCCCCAGUUCGCUAAAUGACGCUCAUACCUCUUCAACUUCUGAACCUUUCCCUCUCCCUCUCUCUCUCUCUCUCUCUCUCUCUCUCUCUCUCUCUCUCUCUCUCUCUCCCUCUCUCUCUACUCAGGGUCAGAGGUAUACCAAUUGAUAUACAAUUGUGGGCUUCUCUCUCUCUCUCUCUCUCUCUCUCUCUCUCUCUCUCUCUCUCUCUCUCUCUCUCCCUCUCUCUCUACUCAGGGUCAGAGGUAUACCAAUUGAUAUACAAUUGUGGGCUUCUCUCUCUCUCUCUCUCUCUCUCUCUCUCUCUCUCUCUCUCUCUCUCUCUCUCUCUCUCUCUCUCUCUCCCCCUCCCUCCCUCCCUCCCUCUCUCACCUGUAACGUGAACGUCAGUGAGCCGAGGAAAAAGAGGAAUUUUUUGCCCCGUCUGCCAAACCAACGGGUAUUUAAUUGGUUCUUCAAAGCCGCGUGUGGUGGCAGGGAUCAGAUAUGGGAGAGACUGCGCAGUGUUGCGGGGGAAGGCUGUGUUCUGGCCGAUAAUAAGGCGAAUGAAAGCCCUCUUUAUCGCGCUGUGUAUCACUGCCCUGUGAAGGAAAGCCCUUAUCUGGCCUCCAAUAAUCCGAAAACUAAGUUAAACACCUUAAGGUACACACAGAGUCAACUGGCAUUUCUUACUAACGUAUCCCCCUCCCCCCAAAUCGAUACACUCGCAGAAACUCCCCAAGUUCGGAAAACAUGUUAGCAACUAGUGACUUUAACUAGCGAUGUUUUACCGUUUAGUUGAAUGGCCUAAAUGUGACGUGGUAGGUAUUUUGGUGUGGCUCUGGGAAACAGGGGAGGGGAGGGGGGUGGAGGUUACCUACACCCCACCCCCUCCCCGUAAUCUGUUUAAUUCUCUCCAGGUUGUUAUGGUUACAGUUGCCUUACGGUUUGACCCCUCACCUGUCCGCUGAUGCUUUGUAGUGGUUGAUACCUCACGUUGGGUGUGGCAGUGACGAUUGUGUGCGUCACGUUCUGUCUAAUGUGUUUUACCGCUAGAUAGAAUGUGCAGUUCAGUGCCGUAUUCAGUUCAAAUUGUUUAUUGCACUUGUUGACUUUGUAUCGUUCCGACAGGAAGAAAUAAAAAUGAGUUUUAUCUUUUCCAUUGUGUUUAAACUAAACUGCUGGUCUGGCAAUGUUU
Molecule: messenger RNA, 4578 nt
Organism: Gadus morhua (Atlantic cod)
Lineage: Eukaryota; Metazoa; Chordata; Actinopteri; Gadiformes; Gadidae
Gene: shisal1b
Product: shisa like 1b
Exons: 5
Coding region: 613-1191 (192 amino acids)
Source: RefSeq, a predicted model, not a curated record